AUGUACGGCCUCCAGCGAGCUCCUGCUGCACUUGCCCACCUGUGGCUUAUCAUUCUAUUUCUCCACUCAGUCAUCUCUCCCAGUCUUGAUGAAUCCACUGCCACCAACACUUUAGGACGACUCACAAAGACAACUGUUGUUCCCGGGAAAGACGGACCGCGCCUCGUCAAGGGUAACUAUAACCUCGCGGGGGACGAUGUAACGAUUGGCGACGACGUUCAACCUCCUAAGAUCGCGUCUGAGGCUCUCGGUGACUCACAAACCAAGACAGAUCUGGAAUCAAAUUCAUCUAUUGAUGCGAAAAACGGACUGCCAUCGUCGGAAAACGAAAUUCAAGCUGAAAACCUAUCUGGUUGGCUCGUAGAGAAAAGGUCACAAGCUUCUAUAAUUCAACCCGAAGAAGUUUUCGGGGUUCAAAAGAAAAUAUCGAAAGAAAAGAAGAAAAAUACGCGAAAACAUGCCCUACCUGCCGAACCACAAAACCAAUCUUUAACUCCAAAGGAGAGCCUAUUCCUAAGCUCAAAUGUUCCAACAGAGCUACUGAAAACUUGGAGGGAAAAAAAAUUCAACUUAAAAAUACUUUUUGUAAUGGCAAGCCAACUGAGGAUUCAAAAUCGAGAAGCUUUUGUUGGGAUCGUUCCAUACAUCAAUUCGGCAGGGUAUGAAAAUCUAAAAUCUUUUUGGAUGAAUUCUGGAUAUAAAGCUUGGGUUUUGAUGGAAAAAGAACUUGCGAAAAUUUUUGAGGAUAGAUUAGAGGCAAAAAGACGUAUCUUGGCCCUCCGUCUUCUCCUUCAUCAUCAUACUAUAGCAGAGCGUUGGUCCCCUCAAGAUGUUCCCCUCUGGCGUUUGCCGGGAGAGUGGCGGAGUCUGAUAAAGGAUAUGCAAAAGGCUUAUGGAAUCUCGGCAAAUCCCCAUGAUGUCAUACAGAACGUAGCUGCGAUCCCAAUGAGAAAAUGGGGUCUUGAUUCGGCGGCCGGCCCUACAAAGCUGAAAAUUCGCAACAUACUGGUGGACCUCUUUGGUGAAACCGAGUUGAAAAAACGUCAAGAAUUGUACGAUUAUAAGAUGAACCGAGUCGGGUCGGUUGGUCUAUGGUGUCGCCGGGAAGAUCUCCACAAUUCCCAGAGGCUUGGUGUCGACAUUUUGGCGGUUUGGAAGAUAGCAGAUGCUCUUCAAUUUGGCUCAAAGAAUCUCCUUGAAAACGCAGAAGGACGAAUGACAUUCGACUCAGCUUUCGCACAAAUAAUUCGAGUCAUCACCGCCAAAGGCAGGGUUUUCUCUUGGGUUGAUUCCCCCGAAAGAGCUUGGCUCUAUAUUUACUGCGGAUCCCUUUUGAUCGAACGGCUAGCCAAGCUCAGUGGCUCAGUCUUGUUGUCCGAGCACACGAACCCCCUCUCAACUACCGCAGUCAAAAGCUUGGUAGGGAAUUCGGGAAUGAUCAAUGGUGGUUAUGGGAGGGGUCUAGAGAUUAUGCACUGGUGUGACCUUGGACUCGAUCCUAAGGAAUGGGCUAGAAUCAGACAGAUCAGAAAAUCGGGAGACCCAGAAGAAAUUGAGAAACUUAACAAGGGAAUGAGCAAGAUCUCAGACGAUGAAAGGAAAAAGCUUCAGAUAUGGCACCAGUUGGUCAUCAAUUACGAUGCCCAAGAACCCCGCUCGAUCGCCUCAAAAAUUACUCGCACCGUUUCUGAAUGUGUAGAUCGAAGCAAAACAGCAUUCCUAGCCUUCUCACAACAAACCCGGGUAUUAUUAAAAGAUAAACUUGAUCAAAUCAAUCCCUGGUUAUAA
This is a messenger RNA of Puccinia triticina, 1788 nucleotides long. RefSeq lists its product as uncharacterized. Bases 1 to 1788 code for a protein of 595 amino acids. The transcript has a single exon. Lineage: Eukaryota; Fungi; Basidiomycota; Pucciniomycetes; Pucciniales; Pucciniaceae. The record is from RefSeq and is a predicted model, not a curated record.